This is a messenger RNA of Entrophospora sp. SA101, 1053 nucleotides long. NCBI's taxonomy places the organism in Eukaryota, Fungi, Glomeromycota, Glomeromycetes, Entrophosporales, Entrophosporaceae. The record is from the annotation of a GenBank genome assembly.
AUGCAAGGAACCACGGAGCUAAAUGUUCAUCGUGUAAAUAUGAAGAUUGCUAAAGUUCGCUUUGCGCUUGCACAUGAUGCUAGUCAUAUAUUGUUUGCCGCAGGUUCCUGGGAUCAAUUAGAAAAAAAUUUCUUAACAUUUUGGAGUACAGAAAAAUAUCAUAUUGGAUUGCCUGAUAUGACUAGUCACUAUGCAAGCAGGAUGGUUGGAAAAAUUGUACAUAAAGGGGAGGUGACAGACAUAAAGUUCUUGAAUGAAAAUAUUCUUUUGUCAACUUCCUCACAUGGACAUUUAAAUGUUUAUAAAUAUACAAUGAAAUCAAACGAGUCAGAACCUGGUGUAACUUCAGAUGUUUAUAUUGAAUAUGAAUUGGAAGAAUUAAUGAAUAAACAAUUACAUAGCUUUCCAAAUAAUAUCAAUGCAGAAGCAACAGCAAUUGCAGUUCAACCUAAUGAGCUAUAUGACCCAGAAAUUUUAACUGCAGGCGAGGAUGGUAAACUUGUGUUUCUUAGACUUGGGAACCCAAAUGAUUCUCAGAUCAUACAAGUUGGCUCUUUUACAAUCAAGGCAACAAUAUGGCCAAGUUCAGAUCAAAUUAUUACUGCAUCUAGUUCUGGUAUAUUAAAAAUUUUUGACAAAAGAAACAUACGAAAACCAACAUUUAAAUUUUAUGAUUCAGCUCAUCCAAGAGAUCCAGUUAAUUGUUUAGCUGCUACUUCCUCUCAUAUUUAUCAAGUGGCUUCAGGAAGUUCUGAUGGAUUUGUCACAAUAUGGGAUGCAAGGAAUUUGACAGUGCCAUGGAAACAAUUCAAACCAGAUAGGAAAACAAAGAAUGUAUGGGAAUUAAUUUUUGAUCCAUAUGAUUCUGGUAAAAUCAUAAGUUGCUCUGAAGAUGGAUUCAUUGCCACAACAGAUUUAAAAGACACAUCAUUGACUGAGAAACUAACAACUCAAAAUUUUUCAAUAAAUUCAAUUGAUUGUCAUCAGUAUGCUAGAAUUUUGGUUGGUGGAGGUGAUAGUGCAUAUAUAUUCACAGGAGAAUUGAACCUAUGA